Molecule: messenger RNA, 282 nt
Organism: Pelobates cultripes (western spadefoot toad)
Lineage: Eukaryota; Metazoa; Chordata; Amphibia; Anura; Pelobatidae
Source: the annotation of a GenBank genome assembly
GCCCACGCUGCUCCUCUGGGACACCCGUCCAGACUGACCUCCGAGACUGGACCUCUGGAUGGACUCCUCACAUGCUGUUAGUGCAGCUGAACAGCAUCCCUACAAUGACACGAUGUGUGGCUCACACGGGAGCGCCGAUGUGUGACCUGAUGGCAGGAUUCAAUCAAGGACCGACCACGAGGCAGCGUCUACUUUGGUCUCCGCCUUCACCAUCUCACCAUCUGCUCCCUGCGGAAGAGGCUCUCGAAAGAUCCCGCUGGAUCCCCGCUGUCGAAAGCUUGG